AUGGUCCCAAAUGAAACAAAUGAAAUAAUAAAAGGAAUUAUUAAACAAGAAAUACAAAAAUUACCAAAUUUUUUUAUUGACAAAUUUCGUCAAUAUAUAAAAACAUCAUCGAAUAAAAAUAGUCAAAUGAACAUAAUUCAUAUUAGUAAAUCGUUGAUUAAAGAUAAAUAUAUGAAAUUGGAUGAUAUUCUCAAUAUUGAAGACUUAAUUAAUAAUCACAAAAUGUUUGGUAAUGAUAUUUUUGAUUUAAUAUUUAUUGAAUAUAAAAAUGGACAUGAAAUUUCAAAAAAUAUUAUUGAUAAAGUUAAAAAUGCUGGAAAAACAAAUGAACAUGCACGAAAUUUAAUAAAAUUAAUUGAAAAAACUUAUACAAAUAUUGAUAUAUUAAGAAAUCCAAGAAAUGAUUUAGAAAAACGUAAAAAUAACGGGUACGGCAGAUUAAAUUGCCGGUUUUUGAUAGGCUUUUUUCUCAAAUUAGACUUGAUCAGAAGGUUGGGUUCUGAUGCUAAAAGAUAG
This is a messenger RNA of Didymodactylos carnosus, 516 nucleotides long. NCBI's taxonomy places the organism in Eukaryota, Metazoa, Rotifera, Eurotatoria, Philodinida, Philodinidae. The record is from the annotation of a GenBank genome assembly.